Mus caroli (Ryukyu mouse) is the source of this 8105-nucleotide messenger RNA. It is a transcript of the gene Fancm, whose product is annotated as FA complementation group M. Lineage: Eukaryota; Metazoa; Chordata; Mammalia; Rodentia; Muridae. Gene Ontology annotation, molecular function: 3'-5' DNA helicase activity; four-way junction DNA binding; four-way junction helicase activity. Gene Ontology annotation, biological process: double-strand break repair via synthesis-dependent strand annealing; interstrand cross-link repair. The record is from RefSeq and is a predicted model, not a curated record.
CACUGGGUCGCUGGCCCGAGACUAAUGGGCAUCCGAGUCGCGACGGUUGCGCUGCUGUCCGGGCGGGUUCCUCAGCGGAGCUCCGCUGCUGCUGGGCACCAUGAGCGGACGGCAGAGAACGCUCUUCCAGACGUGGGGGCCGAGCCUUGUGCGGGGCUCCGGAGACUCGGGAUGCGUCCAGCCGCGCUCGCCCGCGAUGGCGGAGGUGCUGCCGGAGGAGGACGACGAGGUGCUGCUGGUGGCGGCGUACGAGGCUGAGGGGCAGCUGGAUCCCGGGGAUGGCGGCUUCUGCGCGGCUGCGGGAGCCCUGUGGAUCUACCCCACCAAUUGCCCCGUGCGCGACUACCAGCUGGACAUCUCCCGGAGCGCGCUGUUCUGCAACACCCUGGUGUGCCUGCCCACCGGGCUGGGGAAGACCUUCAUUGCCGCCGUGGUCAUGUAUAAUUUCUACCGCUGGUUCCCUUCUGGCAAGGUGGUUUUCAUGGCACCCACGAAGCCCCUGGUAACACAGCAGAUGGAAGCCUGCUUCCACGUAAUGGGUAUUCCACAGUCUCACAUGGCUGAAAUGACAGGUUCCACUCAAGCUGUUACCAGGAAGGAGAUAUGGUCCAGCAGGAGAGUUCUUUUCCUGACACCGCAGGUCAUGGUAAAUGACCUUACUAGAGGGGCUGUUCCUGCCGCCCACGUAAAGUGUCUUGUGGUGGAUGAAGCUCAUAAGGCUCUUGGGAACUAUGCUUACUGCCAGGUGGUAAGAGAAUUGGUCAAAUACACCACUCACUUUCGAAUCUUGGCUCUUAGUGCCACGCCAGGUAGUGAUAUCAAGGCUGUGCAACAGGUGAUAACUAACCUACUAAUUGGGAAGAUAGAGCUUCGUUCGGAAGAGUCUCCCGAUAUUUUGCCUUACUCUCAUGAAAGAAGAGUUGAGAAGCUUGUUGUCCCCCUUGGGGAAGAACUAGGAGCCAUUCAAAAGACGUAUAUCCAGAUUUUGGAAACAUUUGCCAGUUCUUUGAUUCAAAGAAAUGUUUUGAUGAAAAGAGACAUUCCCAAUCUAACAAAAUACCAGAUAAUUCUGGCAAGAGAUCAAUUUAGGAAAAACCCAUCCCCAAAUAUUGUGGGAAUUCAGCAAGGCAUAAUUGAAGGGGAGUUUGCCCUCUGCAUUAGUUUAUAUCAUGGUUAUGAGUUACUGCAGCAAAUGGGAAUGCGGUCAUUGUAUUUCUUUCUUUCUGGAAUCAUGGAUGGAACUAAAGGAAUGACACGGGCAAAAAAUGAGCUCAGCCGAAAUGAGGACUUCAUGAAGCUGUACACUCACCUGCAGAGUGUGUUUGCACCAGCCAGCGCCAGCGAUGCUUCGGCUUUCCAGAGAGGAAAUAAAGAGAAAAAAUUUGUCUAUAGUCAUCCAAAGUUAAAGAAACUGGAAGAAGUUAUACUUGAACACUUCAAGUCAUGGAAUGCUAAAAACACCCCUGAGAAGAAAUGCCACGAGAGCAGAGUUAUGAUCUUCUCUUCAUUCCGAGAUAGCGUUGAGGAGAUUGCAGAAAUGCUUUUACAGCACCGGCCAGUUAUUAGAGUGAUGACCUUUGUUGGCCAUGCUUCAGGGAAAAACACUAAAGGUUUUACCCAGAAGGAACAACUGCAGGUGGUGAGACAGUUCCGAGACGGUGGCUAUAACACCCUGGUUUCCACCUGUGUCGGAGAAGAAGGUUUGGAUAUAGGGGAAGUGGAUCUUAUAAUAUGCUUUGAUGCCCAGAAGAGCCCAAUCCGCCUCAUCCAGCGCAUGGGUAGAACUGGCCGCAAACGGCAAGGCAGGAUUGUCGUUAUCCUCGCUGAAGGACGGGAAGAGCGUACAUAUAAUCAGAGUCAGUCCAACAAAAAAAAUAUUUAUAAAGCCAUUUCAGGUAACAGACAAGUGCUGCAUUUAUACCAAGGAAGUCCACGAAUGGUUCCUGAUAAAAUCAAUCCUGAAUUACACAAAAUGUAUAUCACACAUGGUGUCUAUGAACCAGAGAAGGCUCGGAGUGUACAGCGGAGGUCGUUUUCCUCAAGGGGUGGAAUAAAAGGUAGUAAUUCGAAUAAAGAUGGGCUGUUAUCAGAAGAAGAAUUUAACCUAUGGAGCAGCCUCUAUAGGUUAGGAGACAGUGACCAGGUUAAAGGCGUGGCAUUGCCUCAGUCUCACUUCCCAUCUUUACAGGAGGACAGAGUGAUUCAAGACUCAACUACUAGAAUUCACCAACUCUCUCUCUCUGAAUGGAGUGUCUGGCAAGAUCAUCCGCUUCCUACACAUCUAGUUGACCAUUCGGAUCGUUGCCACCAUUUUAUAAGCAUUAUGCAAAUGAUAGAAGCAAUGAGACGCGAAGAGGAUGAAUGCAGCUACGAGUUGAAAAUUAGACCUUUUCUACAAAUGGAAGAUGUCUGCUCAAAAUAUCACGCUCCUAGGAAUGGAUAUAAUAAUGUAGCCAGUGUCGCCAGUAGUGCUAACAAGAAGUCUUCAUCUAGACCGAGUGUAGCUGCAGGAGGCUCCUUGUCAGUGAUAGAGUCUGAGGAAGAGCGUGCUGACACUGUUAAACAAAGGGACUCUAAAUGGACCAAAAUUACUUCUCUAAGGGGAAAACCUUGUAGAGCAGGAAGAAAAGGCCAGACUUGUGAGCACAGUGAGGAUGAGGAUGCAGAUUCUUCAGACACUGAGAGACAGUCUCCUGCCAAAGCUGUUUCCCAGGUAGACCCACCCAGUGGUGAAAGGAUGGCAGAUGUAGGUGGAAUCUCCAUCCUGGGUGCUGUCACUGAAGAUGAUAACCAUCCAGGAACAUUACAAAUGGAGUGUCAGGUCACAAAUAAAUCAGGUGCCAGGUACUCAUUAGAUUCUGGUUAUAGUAGUUUCAGUGAUGAGAAAUCUGUAUCAUCAAGUUUGUUUCUUCCAUUGGAAGAAGAGCUGUACACCGAUAGAGCCGCUGAGCAGUUUUAUAAUUGUCGGCCCAUGACAGAAGAUGUACUAGCUAAUGUGGAGAGAUUUUUAUCCCGUUCUCCCCCGUCUCUCAGUGGACUCUCAGACUUGGUAUAUGAUGUUACUCGGGGUUUUAGACUUGAUAAUGCAUCCUGCUCACCCUACCCAGAGCAUGAACACAGUCCUAGACCUGUUUCUCCAGCAUCACACUCUGCUGGGAAGUCUCAACAAAACUUAGAAUUGAAUUCAGCUAAAUGUAUUAGUCAUCCUACUGAAAAAGAUUGUCUCCCUGGCACCACUCAUAAGAUGGUUUCUGAUCAGCCCUCCUGUGACUCUGAUAGUGAAGGCCAUAAUAUUAAAUCUCAGAAUUCAGGAUCUAACAGUUGUGCUCAAAUACAAGCAGACCUUGAAAAUAAUUUCGUUGACAAGAACAGCCAUGAUGAUAGUGAACCCCCAGUAUUGUUCACUGAUGAAGAUGAGAGCUUACUAUUAUUUGAAGAUGAUUUGAAGAAUAUUGAAGAUGGUACUGAAGAGUUAAAUAGGGCUAGCCUUCCUCCCUUCAACAGUAUUAGUCAGCCCCUCUGUGUGUCAGAUAAAACUCUCGCAAGUGAAAUGCCUCCAGUCUCUCACUUCUUAAUUUCCGAUGAACUGUUGUUAGAUGAUGAUUCUGAACCUGAAGACCACAUCAUCUGUGAUGCCAAGAGUUGGAAAUGUCAUGAAGGUGUGGAGGAUGGACAAGAAGAGCUGAAGACUGAUAGACAGACUUUUGAUUGCUCUGCAGACUUAUUUUCUGUUACCUUUGACUUAGGAUUUUGUAGUUCGGGGUCAGAUGAUGAAAUCCCAGCAGGUGCAUCUGAUAGGACUCACACCCUGGGAGCGGCCAAUGUGUCUGGAAGGCAUUCUGAUAAGGAGAUAAAGGAUGCCGGUGUCGAUUCAGGUCCACUGGGUGGAGCCAUAUCACCAAUCCCAACUGAAACAGCGCAGUGGUCCCCUUGGGCACAGAACAAGGAAGAUGCUUCUUUCCACUUUGCCCCAUCCUCGCCAGUGAAGCAGAGAGUCAUGAGUACACCGCUUUCUAAGUCACACACGAGUUCCAAGACAGGAGCACACAUGCUCAAGACACUAGACUCUACCAAGGAGAAAGCAGGUGGACAGGGUUUCAAAAUGGCAUUGAACCCAAGACUGGGCAAUCUAGGAAUUUCUGUAGAAGAGACCAAGAGCAGCAAUCAGCUCUUUGUGCAUCAGUCCCCUCGGCGCACUGAAGUUGAACACUUAACUAGUGAAAGCGAAGAUGAUGUUUUCCUGAGAAAGACUAAAAAACCAAAAGGAAAUGUCCUAAAGUCCCCCGAGGAUCAGAAAAACAACGAAGUUGAUUCACCCAUUCAUGCUGUAAAAAAACCCAGAGUUCUCAGGUCAGAAUUAGCAUCUAGCGAUGAUGAGAGUGAGAAUUUUGGCAGAACGUGUCCAAGGUUGGAACACUUCAAGGGUCGUAACAGGAACACCAGAAAAGGCUCUGAAGCCCAAAAGAAACGGAGUCAAGUAAAGACUAUGGCUCGGAGGUUUUUAGACGACGAGGCAGAGGUUUCUAAAGAAGAUAUGGACUGUGUCUCAGCAGAUGAGGAUGAUGAGUCUGAGAACGAGCAGGAUUCCUCACUGCUCGACUUUGUAAAUGACCGGACCCAGCUUUCACAGGCUAUAAAUGAUUCUGAAAUGAGAGCUAUUUACAUGAAGUCUGUACGUAGUCCAUUGAUGAGCACUAAGUACAGAAUGGUCCAUGAGAAGCAUACCAACAUGAACAUUUUCUCACAGAUUCCUGAGCAAGAUGAAAACUAUUUAGAGGACAGUUUUUGUGUUGAUGAAGAAGAGUCUUGCAAAAGCCAAUCAAGUGAAGAAGAAAUUUGUGUUGAUUUUAACUUAACUAAAGAUUCCUUUACAGAUGAGGACAUACGAUAUAAAACUCGAUAUGCAAUAAAGCUCAAACAAAUGAACAAGAAACAAAACUACACACGGCCAAGAAAGAAAUUGUCUAGAAUUAUCUUACCUGACGAUGACUCAAGUGAGGAAGAAAACAUCACAAAGGACAGAGAACACUCCGUUUCUGGUGGCCACGCUGCUGCUGAGCACACACAGCUCUGGGCUUCAGGGCCAUCCGGGUCCUCAGUGCCUCCCAAGGUCCUUUCUGAUCCAGAGUGGAAUCAGUCAUCCAGGCAGAGACUACAGGUGCUACCCAGUAAAACAGAUGCCGUUCCUGGAGCCUUGAACGUGAAGGCUCAGAGCCAUAAUAAAAUCAAAUCUGCUUCACCACCAUGUACUGGUGUUGAAUCAAGGAAAGAAUGUGGGAACCAUCCAGUUCAGUUGAAGGCUGAUGGUCAGGAGCACAGUGACAUCUCAGCAGCACCCUGUUCUACUUCAGUCCUGCGUGUGGCUGAGGUACAUACAGCCCCUAGACAUCUGCAAGAAGGAAACAGGGCUUGCAUUCUUGUAGAUAGUCGUGAAAUCACUACCGGUUUGGAAGUAAUCUCUUCACUAAGAACAGUUCAUGGGUUACAAGUAGAGAUUUGUCCUCUUAAUGGCUGUGACUACAUCGUAAGCAGCCGAAUGGUCGUAGUAAGGAAGUCUCAGUCUGAAAUGUUAAGUAAUACCAGCAAGAACAAGUUCAUCGAGCAGAUGCAGCGCCUACAGAGCAUGUUUCAAAGGAUAUGUGUGAUUGUGGAAAAAGACAGGGAAAAAGCAGGAGACACAUCAAAAAAAUUUAGAAGAACGAAGUGCUAUGACAGUUUGCUGACUGCCUUAGUUGGCGCCGGAAUCCGAAUCCUUUUCAGCUCUGGACAAGAAGAAACUGCAGAUUUACUAAAGGAGCUGUCAUUGGUGGAACAAAGAAAGAAUGUUGGUAUUCAUAUCCCAGCAGUGCUAAACACUAGUAAACUUGAAGCACUUCCAUUCUAUUUAAGUAUUCCUGGUGUAAGUUACGUCACAGCCUUAAAUAUGUGUCACCAGUUUUCAUCUGUGAAAAAGAUGGCUAACAGCUCCCCUGAAGAAAUCGCCACAUGUGCGCAAGUAACUCAUCAAAAGGCUGAAGAGAUCUAUAAAUAUAUUCACUAUAUAUUUGACAUGCAAAUGUUACCAAAUGAUCUUAACCAGGAAAGACAAAACCCUGAUACAUGCUUAACACUUGGAGUCGCUAUGUAAGAACUCUCAUAAUGCUAAUGUAUUUCAAUAAUCAUCGUAGUUUGAGAUGACCAGUUUAAAAUAUGUAAAAAUUUCAUCUCUUAAUGAUCUUUAGAUUAUAUAUACUUUUUAUUUAUAGACUAUAUAUUUUUAAAAGGAAACCUUUGAUGUUCCAUAGUCAUUUUGAUUAGACUGUGAAACCAAUUUUUAUUGAAUAAAUCAAGGCUAUAUGAAAGGUUUGGUUCCGAGUGAUUUAAGCAUCUAAGUAAGCCAAAGGGCUGGAAGCUGCACAAGCCUGACAACCUCAGUUCAUCCCUGUGCUGGCUGGUCUUAUGUCAAUUUAAGCUAUCUGAAAGGAGGGAAACUACUGUAAGUAGUUAUUGAUGGAGUGGACCCAGCCCAUUGUUGGUACUAUCCCUGGGCUGCUGGUCCUGGGGUCUAAGAAAGCAAGGUGAGCAAGUCAUGUGAAGCAGGCCAAUAAGCAGCAUCCCUCCAUGGCCUCUGCAUCAGCUCCUGCCUCUAAGUGCAAGCCCUGCUUGGAUUCCUGUCCUCACUUCCUCCAACGAAGAGACUAUAAUCUGGAAAUAUAAGCCAAGUAAACCCUUCCUUCCACAGCUUGACUUUUGGUUAUGGUGUUGCAUCGCAGCAAUAGAAACCCUAAGACAAUACAGUGCUGGGGACUUCGGAAAAUGGAGGCUAUCGGGAGUUUGCAAAUGCCCUAUCAGGAUGGCAAAGUUGGUGAGCUCCAUGUUCAUCGGAGAACUUUCUGGCCACCAUACAAAUAAUGCUUGCCUGUGUGUUCACAUCUACAUUCAUACACAGAAAAGAUGAGUCAUCUUUGAUGACAUACUCCUGGAAUACCAGCACAUUGUAGGCCAAGGCAGUAGGCACAUGUGAUAAGGCUAGCCUUGGCCUUAACAAGAUCCUGUCUCAAAAGAGAUGUAAGAUGUAUUUUAGAAUUUUUCCAAGAAUUAAGUACUAUGAUUUAUUAUUGGCAAAAACUUUAUAAAUAAUUUGUGCUGUAUGUGAAUUAUGUAACAUUUUAAGUGUACUAAGUCUAGGACCUGAAGAGAUGGCGCAGAGGUUAAAAGCAUACACUGCUCUUGUAUGUCCAGCACCCCCAUCAGGUAACUUAGAACUGCCUAACUCCAGCUUCAGUGUAUCUAAAGUCUCUGGCCUUCUUAGGCAGUGCACUGACAUUGUACAGACAUGUGUGUACUAAAUCGUGCAUACUGAGUAAAAUAGAUGUGAAACAUAUGAUCUAAUAAAGUCAAAUGUUUAAUAAGUAUAUCAUUACCACCAAAUAAACCUUCCAUCCAACUGUAGUCCAAUAUUUAACAUGAACUUUUGUUUUGACCCAUGCCAUAUGUAUUUUAAGAUAUGCCUCUGUUUAUAUGUGCAAUAAAUAGGAGACUUUCCCCUUCUUCAUACUUUCUCCAGUCCCAGCAGACAUACUUCAUCCUAUAUCUGACAGAAACUUCAGAACUCAUCUAUUUCAAUUUGUGUUGUUAUCAUCAUAAAAAUGAGGCCUUGAAACUAGCUUGUUCAUGUUUACACUACCCAGAUAUAUUUUUUAUUUUUUUAGCAAAAGCUACUCAAUUCUGAAUUUUGGUCAUCUGGGAUAAUUUUAAAACCUGCCCUCCUACAUACCACUGAUCUCUUCUGUUCAAAACUAUGUUUAUGUUCAGCUGGUGGGCAGUUAGCAAUUACUUCUCAGAUCCAAAAUCACAUAUUCUAUAUCUAUGCAUUUAAAAAAAUUUGCUAGCUGUAAAGGAAAUUUAAUGGCUUUCUUCUAAAACAUUUCCUAUCACCCUGAACACAGCAUCAUGUUAUAUAUUGACAACUCAAACUACAUUCUCUUUAGGGUGACUCUAAAACCUUUCUUUUGUUCUACAGCUAGCAAUAACUACAGGUUACUUGGGAGAGAGGUAUGGGAUUGAACCUGGUACUUUCUGCAUGGCAGACAAGUGUUCUAACAGCUGUCUCCAGCCUCCUCCCU